AUGCCAGAAUCAACACCAACCGCCGCCGUCUACGAAGGCAUCAAGACCGCAGAAGGUCUCGAACGCCUUGCAUCUGAGCCCAUCGCAGUGGUCGUUGGCACCGAGGGCGUUACCAAAACAUGGCACUUGCCCAAACAGCUCCUUGUCAAGGCUUCACCUUUCUUUGCCGCUGCUUUGAACGGACCCUUUGCAGAAGCAACGUCCAAAUUAGUCAAUCUUCCAGAAGAUAACACUGACGCCUUCGCAUUGUUCAUCCGAUGGUUGUUUGUUGGCGAUAUCAGCGGCAAGUCGUUCCACUCUGGAUACAAACCCUCUGGAGACGAAGCCUCUGGAAGAGGUCGCUGGUCAAGCCUCUGUUCAAGUUGGGGACUGUUGGGAACUUGGGGCGAUACAAGCAACAGCAGUGCUUUCUUUCCCAGCAUGCAGGUCUGUCUGCAAGCAUGUAUCCUUGGGGACAAGCUGGGCUGUCCAAUGUUCCAUGAUCUUGCCAUGCUCGAGCUCAUCGAGAGUCACAAAAGUGGAGGGAUCAGUUCCAAGACCAUGCAAUUUGCUUUUGAAAUGUCGGCCCCGGGGUCUAAGCUUCGUCGAUUCUCGAUCGAUCAACUCCGCUACGACAUUGAAUGCGGGACGGUUUCCGAGGAUGCAGCUGCUUAUGUCUCUGCUGCCAAGAUCGCCGAGGACUUUGCACUGGAUUUCUUGAAGGCGUGCAUAGAAGGGAACUGCCGCAACGCCAUUGAUCCCAUAGCGCACAGAGGACAGUACAUGGAAGUCUGGACAUUCAUGGAGGAAGGCUAA
Molecule: messenger RNA, 795 nt
Organism: Letharia columbiana
Lineage: Eukaryota; Fungi; Ascomycota; Lecanoromycetes; Lecanorales; Parmeliaceae
Exons: 2
Coding region: 1-795 (264 amino acids)
Molecular function (GO): protein binding
Source: RefSeq, a predicted model, not a curated record